This is a messenger RNA of Staurois parvus, 3870 nucleotides long. The record is from the annotation of a GenBank genome assembly. NCBI's taxonomy places the organism in Eukaryota, Metazoa, Chordata, Amphibia, Anura, Ranidae.
ACGGAUUUGCGUGGGACAAUGAGCUCGGUGGCGGUUCUUACCCAGGAAAGCUUUGAUGAGCAUCGCAGUGGGCUGACCCAACCAGCGGUCAGAGUGGCAACCAUCGGAUCAGAGGAGGAAAGUGAUCCCCCCACUUACAAAGAUGCAUUCCCACCCCUCCCAGAAAAGGCAGUUAGCAGUGAGACCACUUCUGAACCUGCAGGUGCAUGGAGCAAGAUCCGGCCUAUCAAGUCUUCCGUUAUCACUCAGGUGUUCCAUGUCCCUCUAGAAGAACGCAGGUACAAAGACAUGGCUCAGUUUGGGGAGGGUGAGCAGGCAAAGAUUUGUUUGGACAUCAUGCAGAAGACUGGGGCUCAGUUGGAGCUUUCUCUGGCCAAAGACCAAGGCUUAUCCAUCAUGGUUUCUGGAAAACUUGAUUCUGUUAUGAAGGCGAGAAAGGAAAUAGUGACCCGGCUGCAGACACAGGCUUCAGCUUCAGUUGCUAUCCCGAAGGAACACCACCGUUUUGUGAUCGGUAAGAACGGAGAGAAGUUGCAGGACCUGGAAUUGAAAACCGCUACCAAGAUUCAAAUCCCCCGGCCCGAGGAUGCCAGUAACCAGAUUAAGAUCACUGGCACCAAAGAGGGCAUUGAAAAAGCCCGGCAUGAGAUUCUGCUCAUCUCAGCCGAGCAGGAUAAACGAGCAGUGGAACGCUUAGAAAUCGAAAAGGCCUACCACCCUUUCAUUGCUGGAUCGUACAACAAGACCGUUAAUGAGAUCAUGCAUGAAACUGGAACAAGAAUUAACAUCCCACCACCAAGUGUCAACAAGACUGAGAUUGUGUGCACUGGAGAGAAGGAUCAGUUAGCCCAAGCAGUAGCAAAAAUCCGGCAAAUUUAUGAAGAGAAGAAGAAGAAAACCACCAGCAUUGCUGUGGAAGUGAGGAAGUCUCAACACAAGUAUGUCAUUGGUCCAAAGGGCAAUAGCUUGCAGGAGAUCCUGGAGCGCACUGGAGUUUCUGUGGAAAUUCCACCCAGUGAUAGCAGUUCAGAGACUGUCAUCUUGCGGGGAGAACCUGAGAAACUGGGCCAGGCAUUGACAGAAGUGUAUGCAAAGGCUAACAGCUUUACAGUGGCUUCGGUCUCUGCUCCAUCCUGGUUGCAUCGGUUCAUUAUUGGCAAAAAAGGACAGAACUUGGCAAAGAUCACACAGCAGAUACCAAAGGUGCACAUUGAGUUUACAGAAGGGGAAGACAAGAUCUCACUGGAGGGUCCCACAGAAGAUGUUGCAGUUGCCCAACAGCAGAUGGAAGUGCUUGUCAGUGACCUGAUCUCUCGAAUGGAUUUUGCAGAGAUAAGCAUUGAUCAUCGAUUUCACAGGCAUCUCAUUGGAAAGAGCGGAACAAACAUUAACAGGAUCAAAGAACAAUACAAAGUAUCAGUGCGUAUUCCCCAGGACAGUGAAAAGAGCAAUACAAUCCGGAUUGAAGGUGAUCCACAAGGUGUACAGCAAGCGAAGAAAGAGUUGCUGGAGCUGGCAUUACGAAUGGAAAAUGAGCGCACAAAGGACUUGAUAAUUGAUCAGAAGUUCCAUCGUACAAUAAUUGGUCAGAAGGGUGAAAGAAUUCGGGAGAUCCGAGAGAAAUUCCCAGAUGUGAUCAUUAAUUUCCCAGAUCCAACUCACAAGAGUGACAUUGUACAGCUGCGCGGGCCUAAGAACGAGGUGGAGAAGUGUACCAAGUAUCUGCAGAAAAUGGUGUCAGAGAUGGUAGAAAACAGUUACACCAUCUCUGUGCCGAUCUUUAAGCAAUUUCACAAGAACAUUAUUGGAAAGGGUGGUGCUAACAUCAAGAAGAUUCGUGAAGAAUGUAACACUAAGAUUGACCUCCCGGCUGAGAACAGUAACUCAGAAAUGAUUGUCAUCACCGGGAAGAGAAUCAACUGUGAGGCUGCACGUGAUAGAAUACUGGCUAUCCAGAAGGAACUGGCAAACAUUACAGAACUGGAGGUCAGUAUUCCAUCAAAAUUGCACAACUCACUAAUUGGAGCCAAGGGACGCUUCAUAAGAUCCAUCAUGGAAGAGUGCGGAGGUGUACAUAUUCACUUCCCAAGUGAGGGCUCUGGCAGUGAUACAGUCACCAUCCGAGGACCAGCUCAGGAUGUAGAGAGAGCAAAGAAGCAGCUGCUGCAGCUGGCAGAGGAGAAGCAAACAAAGAGCUUUACUGCAGAGUUACGAGCAAAGCCAGAAUACCACAAAUUCCUGAUUGGUAAAGGUGGUGGAAACAUCCGUAAAGUACGGGACAUGACAGGAGCCCGUAUAAUUUUUCCCACUGCUGAGGAUAAAGACCAGCAGCUCAUCACUAUUGUGGGUACAGAGGAGGCAGUGAAGGAUGCUCAGAAGGAACUUGAGCUUCUCAUCAAAAGCUUGGAUAAUGUUGUAGAAGAUUACAUGGCUGUGGAUCCUAAGCACCAUCGUCACUUUGUGAUCCGGAGAGGGCAAGUGUUGCGUGAGAUCGCUGAAGAAUAUGGUGGUGUAACUGUCAGCUUUCCUCGCUCUGGUGUGCAGAGUGAUCGUGUUACCCUGAAAGGUGCAAAGGAGUGCGUUGAAGCUGCAAAGAAGAAGAUCCUUGACAUUAUCGAGGAUUUGGAGGCUCAAGUCACCAUUGAGUGCAUGAUUCCUCAAAGGUUCCAUCGCUCUAUAAUGGGACCUAAAGGAUCUAGAAUCCAGCAGAUCACCAGAGAACAUGGUGUGCAGAUUAAAUUUCCUGACCGUGAGGAGAACCCUCAGCCCAAUGCCGAGUCACCAGCACAAGAGAAUGGCGAGGAAGGGAUAGAGGCUAAAGUUGCUGCUGAGCCUGGCUCUCCUAAGAAGUGUGACAUCAUAUUGAUAUCUGGCCGGAAGGAGAGAUGUGAAUCAGCCAACGAAGCACUAAAAGCUCUUGUACCUGUCAGUAUUGAAGUAGAGGUCCCAUACGAUCUUCAUCGUUACAUCAUUGGACAGAAAGGGUCUGGUAUUCGUAAGAUGAUGGAUGAAUUUGAGGUGAACAUCCAAGUGCCCGCUCCUGAACUCCAGUCUGACACCAUCAUCAUCACUGGGCUUUCCAGCAACCUAGAGCGAGCUAAAGCUGGACUUCAAGACAGAGUGAAGGAACUUCAGGCUGAGCAGGAGGAUCGGGCUUUGAGAAGCUUUAAACUGGUUAUUACUGUCGACCCCAAAUUUCAUCCCAAGAUCAUUGGUCGUAAGGGUGCAGUUAUCAGCCAGAUUCGCACUGAGCAUGAUGUCAACAUCCAGUUUCCAGACAAAAAUGAUGAAAACCAGUUCCAGGAACAGAUCACAAUCACAGGUUAUGAGAGAAACACAGAGUCUGCUAAAGAGGCAAUCCUGCAAAUUGUUGGUGAUUUAGAACAGAUGGUGUCUGAAGACAUUACUUUGGACCACCGUGUUCAUGCCCGCAUUAUCGGGGCCAGAGGGAAAGCCAUACGCAAAAUUAUGGAUGAAUUUAAGGUGGAUAUUCGUUUCCCUCAGACUGGUGCCCCUGAUCCCAACUGUGUGACUGUAAUGGGCAAACCUGAGGAUGUAGAUGAAGCCAUUGAUCACUUGCUGAAUUUAGAGGAGGAGUAUAUGGCUGACGUAGUGGAGAAUGAAGUGAUGCAGUCAUACAUGAAGCCCCACACUCAGGAAGAGUCCAAGCCCCAGCCAUCCAAGGGCUUUGUGGUGCGUGAUGCCCCCUGGGCAUCUGUAGGCAACAAUGAGAAGGCUCCUGACAUGACCAGCUCGGAGGAUUUUCCCAGUUUUGGGGCUCCGGUCCCCCCUAAAACAUCUCCAUGGGGCCCCAAGAGACACGGCGGUGGAAAGGGCCUGAUGCCUGCUGACAUGUCUGCUUCCUGUUAA